This is a messenger RNA of Carica papaya (papaya), 1698 nucleotides long. RefSeq lists its product as uncharacterized. NCBI's taxonomy places the organism in Eukaryota, Viridiplantae, Streptophyta, Magnoliopsida, Brassicales, Caricaceae. Gene Ontology annotation, biological process: defense response to other organism. Gene Ontology annotation, cellular component: plasma membrane. The record is from RefSeq and is a predicted model, not a curated record.
AAAAACCUUCCCGCCAUGUCAGCAAAGAAAUGCCGCGCAUGAAUCUGCCCAGCCGAAUCUCUGCCACCCGUACCCACCCUCUCUCAAAGCUUCCAUAACACAAAUCUCCUCCGUCUCUUUCUCUUUCUCUUAAAUUUUGGGCUUGAUAUUCUUAGAAUGACCUUCUCACGCUCAUACCAUUUGCUCAAUUCUAUCCUCUCUUGAAAAAAUAAAAAUAAAGAAAAAUCUGUCUUCUUCCUCGUGUCCGAAUUCAGAUCUUUCUCUGACUGGUGGUUUUCUUUUUCUUUUUCUAACUUUUUAUUCUUUCCGAUUCUUAGAGGAUUCUGUUUUUUGCACUUUUGUCGAAUACCCAGAUUGGUCAUUGGAGAAAAUCGAGUUCUGUCUCAGAGAAUGUUUGUCUUUGUUUUCAAUUUUUUCGGAUUCUUUUGUACAUCUGUUUGAUUGAUAAGAAAAGGAUUUCCGAUUUUUCACCACCAUAAAACCAUUAAAAUCGAGUCCAAAGAACUCAGAUUCAUUCAAAUUCAAGUGUAACUAAUUUUUGUUCCUUAAUUUCCGUCACUUUCUGCAAAAUCCCCUGCUCAUUAUUCUUUUGCUUUUCUGGAAUCUGAAUUCGAUAGAGAAGGGUGUUUGUAAUUCAAAUCUAAUCCCUGAUUCGGUUUCUAGUCGUACAACCAGGGGAAGAAAAGAGGCAGAACUCGAGAAUCGGAGAAAUGGAGCCACCGUCGAAACAGUCUCUGCAAAAACCGCCGGGCUAUCGAGACCCGAAUAUGGGUCCGGGAGCCAGGCCGAGACCGAUGCCUCCACGAAAGCCGGUUCUCCCGCCUUCCUUUCACGGGAGGAAGAAACGGAGGAGCGGUUGUCGUUUCUGCUGCUGCUGCUGUUGCAUCACAUUACUGAUGCUCAUGCUCUUCGCUCUGAUCGCCAGUGCGGUUUUCUACCUCUGGUACGACCCCAGACUCCCGAUAUUCCACCUGCAAUCUUUCCGGGUCCCGCAGUUCAACGUCACGGUGAGACCCGAUGGGUCGUUCCUCACGUCGCAGACCGUGACGAGAAUUGAGGUGAAGAACCCCAGCGGCAAGCUGACGUACUAUUACGCCGACGCGGAUGUGGACGUGAGCGCUGGGAAGGGCGACGACGAGACGAGUCUGGGAUCGGGGAAGGUGGUCGGAUUCAAACAGGCACCGAAGAAUGCGACGAGCUUGAAGGUGCAAACGCAGGUGAGGAACCAGAUGGUGGAUGAUAGGAUUGCGAAGAAGCUGACGGCUCGCUUUGAAGGGAAAGAGAUGGUGGUGAACGUGGAUGCUACUACGAAGGUGGGAUUUGGUGUGGGUGGAUUCAAGGUUGGUAUGCUGGGCAUCAAUCUGAAAUGUGGAGGUGUCACCAUGAAUCAGCUUGAUUCUGCUAUGCCCAAAUGCUCCGUCAAUACACUCAAAUGGAUCAACAUAGGUUGAAGAAGGUACGUACAUUCAUGGAUGAUAUUUGGAGGAUGAAGGCGUCAAUAUUUGUAGACAAACAUUGAUAUGGAGUAUACAGAAUUUUAGCUAGCCUUUAUUAUUUUCAUAUAUCUUCUAUUGACCUACAUUUUUAUGAUAUAAAUACAUAUUAUAUAUAUCAUAAUUGAUAUAUAUGUACGCACAUUAUUCUUUUCUUGGAAAGAUAAAAGGGGGAUCAUACUCUAACGUGUUUCCAUGUUUUGAA